Messenger RNA from Chrysochloris asiatica (Cape golden mole), 1199 nucleotides. It is a transcript of the gene FRRS1L, whose product is annotated as ferric-chelate reductase 1-like. Gene Ontology annotation, biological process: regulation of glutamate receptor signaling pathway. Lineage: Eukaryota; Metazoa; Chordata; Mammalia; Afrosoricida; Chrysochloridae. The record is from RefSeq and is a predicted model, not a curated record.
GAGGAUGCGCGAGCCGGGGGCGGGCGCGGUGGCUCCGCGGCUGCGCAGGAUGCGGGGUGAGCGGACGCGUUCUGGCGGCAGCAGCGGCGCAGUCCUGGCUCCGCGCCGCGGCGCCCCCGCUGCGGCCGGAGUGGCCUGGCUGCGGGAUCUGUGUGUAGUGAUGGCGCGGCCGCCCAGGCAGCGCCUGGAGCCCAGGGUGCCGCUGCUCUUGCUGCUGCUGGCUGGACCUGCUGCUUGCGCCGCCAGCCCCGCGGACGACGGCACGGGCCAGGGGGGCCGGGGACCCCGGGGACGUGCGCGGGGGGACGCGGGCGCAGACGAGGCGACACCGCGCCACGACUCCUCCUAUGGUACCUUCGCUGGCGAGUUCUACGACCUGCGUUAUCUGUCCGAAGAGGGUUACCCUUUCCCGACUGCUCCUCCUGUGGAUCCAUUCGCCAAAAUCAAAGUGGAAGACUGUGGAAAAACUAAGGGAUGCUUCAGAUACGGCAAACCAGGCUGCAAUGCAGAAACCUGUGACUACUUCCUUAGCUACCGGAUGAUAGGGGCUGACGUGGAAUUUGAGCUGAGUGCGGACACAGAUGGUUGGGUAGCAGUUGGAUUCUCUUCAGACAAGAAAAUGGGCGGUGAUGAUGUGAUGGCCUGUGUGCAUGAUGACAACGGCAGGGUCCGUAUCCAGCACUUCUAUAAUGUGGGUCAGUGGGCAAAGGAGAUUCAGCGAAAUCCCGCCAGAGAUGAAGAAGGAGUGUUUGAGAACAAUCGUGUCACCUGUAGAUUCAAACGCCCUGUGAAUGUUCCCAGAGAUGAAACUAUUGUUGAUUUGCAUUUGAGCUGGUAUUAUCUCUUUGCUUGGGGUCCAGCUAUUCAAGGGUCUAUCACUCGCCAUGACAUAGACUCGCCACCGACUUCAGAGCGUGUUGUCAGUAUUUACAAGUACGAAGACAUUUUUAUGCCAUCAGCUGCCUAUCAGACCUUCUCCUCUCCAUUUUGUUUGCUUCUCAUUGUUGCCCUGACCUUCUACUUACUGAUGGGAACCCCUUAACUACAGCUGCAAGGCCAACCGAUUCAAUGGAUUGGAAAGUCUUCAAUGAAAUACGUUUUUAAAGAAAAUUCAGUAUAAUUUUAGCUUGUAUGAUUUUUUAAAAAAAACAAAACUCAUAUGAUUUCAACUUUUUUGAAAGAAAGAACAAGUGUCUUUU